CUCCGACGAAGAAGAAAUCGAAGUCAAGAACCGAGAAAUAUCACUAAAGAAUCUUCUUUCUUGCGAUCAAAGUAAACGAAAAUGUCAUUCUCAGACGAUCCUACAUCUCCGACGGAGAAGAAUCGAGCUCGUACGAGUCAAGAACCACGAGAGCGCCCUCAAGAUUUGUCUUUCUUGUCGUCCAAGGAAACAGGGAAGAGCCAAGAACCGAAUGAAACGUCUCGCUCCUCUGUUUUUCCGAUGAACAGAGACAAAGAAGCCUUAAAGAAUCGACAUGGCCCGGUCUCGAAAAACCAAAAUUACGACUUCGAAAGUAAUAACAUCACCAUCAACACUAAAAACCUGCUACAUCCUUUCGUUGUCGUAGGAGGUGAAGGAUAUGGCACAAACAAUCCUGACUCUUUUGGAGACCAGCCUAACUUUCUUCUUGGUUCUGGAGGGAAUAUUGCAUCAAUGAGCUCACAAAGAGAUGACCUUAGACCUGAAAAGCAACAAAAGAUGUCUAAUGUGUCAAACAGUUCCAUAAGUGGUGGUGUUGGGAUGUAUUCAAAAACCGUAGACUCUCAGCAGGGUGAAGAACAUGGCACAAACAAUUCUGACACUUUGGGAGACUCAAGUAACAUUUCUCUUGGUUGUUUUGGGAGCAUUGAAUCCAUAUUGAAGGCAACAAGAGAUGGAAAAGAGGUUCCGACGAUGCCUACCCCUAGACCUGUCAACAACGCACCUCAAUGGACCAUCAAGAAGAGAUUGACCAAGAAAGAUGUUAACCCUUAUGGCCAACUUAGUCUGCCCAGUAGCUCCUUCGAUCAGCACAUUCGAAGACAUCUGCCUGAAGAAGAUUUGGCAAAGAUAGUAGGAGCCGGACUCAUUGUUAACGUAUUUGACAACGACACGGGCACAAUACAUAAGCUGCGUCUGGCAGUAUACUAUACCUAUGUUCUAACGGGUGGCUGGCUGGAAGAUUUCAUCCAAAGGAGAAGCUUGAAAGAAAAAGACGAUAUAGGACUCUUAUGGGACUCUUCUGCUUCUAGGCUUCAAUUUGGCGUGAUUGCUCGUGCAAAGGCAAUGGUUCCUCGAAAGAGAACAAGGUCUGCAUAAUGUGAUCUCAAUUACAAACGCAUAAAAGCAGCUGAGAGAGGUAGUGUUUGUUCUUUAUAUUUUGUCAAACAGCGAUUGAUAUGGCUUAUAUGAUUAGGUUUUUUCUGCAGCCAACUACUGGAGAAUCUGAUGCGUUGUACACAAACAAUAUAUGAUUUAUCAGAUC
Arabidopsis arenosa is the source of this 1264-nucleotide messenger RNA. The record is from the annotation of a GenBank genome assembly. Lineage: Eukaryota; Viridiplantae; Streptophyta; Magnoliopsida; Brassicales; Brassicaceae.